AUGGCAACAUCAUCAAAUCUUUUUACAUUAAACACAGAAUCUAUAAAAAAAUUUAAACAGACAAACAAACCUGUUCUGGUUCAAAUACAAAUAUUUCUACCAUAUAAUUUAUCAGCAAUUUUAAUUUUUGAAAUGUGUCUUUUACCAUCAGAACAUACAAUUCAAUUUACACUGAUGAAAAAAUUUUUUGAAAUUUUAUUCAAUGAUAAAAACACAAUAUAUAUAUGGGGUGAAAUUAAAGAAUUAAUUUUAUUUACAAAUUAUAAACUAUUUUCUGAAGCACAAUGUCAUUUAGCAAAUGUUCAAAAUUUACAAAAUAUAUUUAAAACUGAAUGGCAAAAAUUGCAUCCACAUAUAUUAUCAAAUGCAUCAUCUAAUGAUUUAUCAAAUGAUUUACCACAUGAAUUUACAAAUAAAUGUUUAUGUGAAACAUGUAUUAAUAUAUCAUCGCACCCCUGGGGUCUUCAAGAUGCAGUUGCAUUUCAAUUACAGGAGUGGCUGGACAAAAGACAUUCAACAUCAUCAUUUGAUAUUGGAUUAGAUACAAAUGUUUUUCACAUGAAUGAACUUGAACAACAAUAUCGUAAUCAAUUAACAACAUACGCUGCUAAUGACUAUCUUUCAAUGCAACGAAUAUUAAUUAGUCUUAAUUUGAUUCAAUUCAAUUCUCGUCAUUCAUCAACACAUUCUUAUCCAACAUCUACAACAACAAAUGCACAUCAAACUCAUAUUGAAUUUGAACCAUCAUCUGAUGAAGAUGAUCUAUUUACAAUACAAACAACAGUCAAUAAAUCAAAUGCAUUUAUUCUUAAUCAUGAAUUAUUAUCCGAAGAUAUUCAAGUAAAUACACAACGAUCAGUUCAAAUAACAUCAACCACACAAAUCUUAAAUCAAGAAACAAACAAUGAUCGAACAAAUCAACUAGAAUUAAAUUUAAAUAUUUCUACAGAUAAUCACCAAGAAAAAAUUAAUGAAUUAAGUCGUGAAGAACGUAAAAGAAUUCAUAAUCGUAGUUAUACAUUAAAACAACGCAAAAAACUUUAUCAACAUGAAAUUAUUAUACAUUAUAUAGAUCAUCGUUUCACCAUCACAAAUAUAAAAAUGAUUCUUCGACAAAAUUCAGUUGCAUUUUCUGCUGUUAAUACAUCAAUAUCAUCCCGAACAAAUCGUCGAACUCUAUACAUUGGUACAAAACACAAACAUUUAUUAUCAGAAUAUAAACAACAAAUUAAAUACUUAUUUACAACUGAACAUUAUAAACAAUUUAAACGAUUUAAUAGGUCAUCUUGUAAAGAUGAUCGACGUUCACACCACCAUCGUGACACACAUCGAACGAACUGA
Rotaria sordida is the source of this 1341-nucleotide messenger RNA. The record is from the annotation of a GenBank genome assembly. NCBI's taxonomy places the organism in Eukaryota, Metazoa, Rotifera, Eurotatoria, Philodinida, Philodinidae.